AUGCUGGCAGUCCGAUUUCGAGCGCCUCGACUCAUCAGUCGGGGUCUGGCGACAGUUGCUUCCGCAACAAAGGCUUCACCAGCUCCCGGUCUUCACUGGCCUGCUGUGGUACGCCCAAGUGCCAGCGAGAUAAAAAAUGCCAGGCUUGACGAGCGCAACCUUGAAAAAGCCGUGCGACACAUCCAUCAAGAUGGUCUUGUGGUGAUUGAUGAUGUCGUACCGCAUGAGGACAUUGACAGUCUCAACGCCAAAAUGGUCCAAGAUGCCCGCGUGCUUCAGAACAUGGGCGAAAAGGGGCCAUUCAACUACAACCAGGGAAACUUGCAGCAAGAUGCGCCCCCCGUCGCUGAGUUCUUUUACCCAUCAAUAUUCACGAAUACGGUUGCUACUCAAGUCACUUCAGCCGUCCUCGGCCCUCGACCCAAGUGGACGUUUUGCUCUGCCAAUUCGGCCAUGCCUCCCCUCCCCGGCGCCUCUCCUCAGCGACAGCCGGUGCACUCAGAUGCCGAUUUCGCUCACCCAGCACACCCAUUCGCUCUUGUUGUCAACGUACCUCUGGUAACAAUGACACCGGAGAAUGGCUCGACCGAGCUCUGGUUGGGAACACACAAGACAGACAUUUCUUUUCAAGAAGGCGCUCAUGGAGAGCGAGCAAGUGGUCGAAUCAAAGAGAACUUCUUGCGUGAGCGUGAGGCUGUCCGCCCACCCAUCCAACCCAUCGUGAAGAAGGGAUCAGUCGUGUUGCGAGACCUCAGACUGUGGCAUGCUGGUAUGCCCAACCCAUCUGAUCAGGUCCGGAUCAUGCUCGCCAUGAUCCAUUUCGCCCCAUGGUACCGGAAUCCCAUGAAGUUGCAGUUCGGAGACAACAUGAAACCAAUCUUGGAAAAGCUCGAUCAAGAGGGCAAGUUGGGCCUUGAAGUUCCCAUUGAUUGGGUUAGCUCUGAGAAGGCGAUGAAGACGUAUCUGAACCGUGGUUUCGGGAACAGCUAUGAUUUUAACCAGGCUCCAUGA
This is a messenger RNA of Trichoderma breve, 1011 nucleotides long. Its product is annotated as phytanoyl-CoA dioxygenase (PhyH) domain-containing protein. The record is from RefSeq and is a predicted model, not a curated record. The transcript has 2 exons. Bases 1 to 1011 code for a protein of 336 amino acids. Lineage: Eukaryota; Fungi; Ascomycota; Sordariomycetes; Hypocreales; Hypocreaceae.